AUCGACCUUGUACAUUUGCUGAAUACUCUACACGAUUGCGAUUUAAUUUGAAAGUACCGUGUAAUCUACUGCUGCGCAUACAUCUACAUGAGUAUUUUCACCUCACUGACACCAAAGGAUUGGAAUACCGAACUAUACAACUCCAGACUCAGUUAGAUAAACCAACCACAGAACCACAAUAGAGUCAACAUCAUGGCAGAAAACGAGACUCCAAAGUACCGUCUAAAAGUGACAGCUGGGCCCAGCUACAAUCCCUCCACACAUCAACUCGUCCCAGUCAAUGAGGACCAAACCCUACGAAUCGAAAACGAGCACGCAAUCACGAGCCUCUGCGUCCGCAUCCAAGAUUACACAGGAUAUCCGGACCACUCCCCAAGAACAAGCCCUUACUUCAACCAUCCCCUCCACCAGUCAGACCAAUAUUCCAUCUCCUUCGCCAUCGUCUUCAAACACCCCGUCAACGCCAACUCCCUCCUCUUCGGCAACGACUUCGACCGUCCCAUUCGCGACCGCUUGCCGCCCGGCUUCAACGCCGCUCUUCGCCUCGUCAAAUGGACAAUCGAUCCGUCCCUGGACGGCGAUGCGUACGCCGACAAACCGUACCUGUAUAGCCCGGCCGUGGCUUCGUGGAACCAGCUCUGUAUCGGGGAAAGGGUUAGAAAGGACGACGAGGUGCCGGGGAUGCAUGAGCGGGUCGUUGAAGAAGGGGGCGAGGGGUCCGGACUGGAGGUCAGAGAGCAAAUGGGAGUUCCGACGAGUGUGAACGAACGGAGAAAGUAUUUUCAGUCGGAAGAGGCGAGGACGGGGUUCGAGUUUGAAGAAGGAAGGGUUUACUGGGUGGAUUUUGGGAACCCUUACUUAGGGUUUAAUGAUUUCUCACUUCACCUUCCGGGCAUUACUAUCAAUGUUCUUCCCUACAUUAAUGAGGAUAAUCAUUCGCUGCGGUAUGUGUUGAAGCAUCGGGAUACCGAUGAGGUUUACCUUGUCGUGCUCUUUACGCUUGUUUUGCAGGGAACGAACGAGGAGCCAUUGCAUAAGGAGGAGGCGGAGAGAAUGAGGAGGGAGAGUAAGCAGCAACAUGAGAAGAAUGACGGGAAAUUGGGCAGGUUUGAAUGGGAGCCGGAGCCGUCGGCGGAUGAUGUGGAGUAAACAUGCCAUACAACAUAGACGUAUAGAUACGUAUAUUAUGUUUUGUUGAGUGAUAGAAC
Molecule: messenger RNA, 1208 nt
Organism: Aspergillus pseudonomiae
Lineage: Eukaryota; Fungi; Ascomycota; Eurotiomycetes; Eurotiales; Aspergillaceae
Product: DUF1769 domain-containing protein
Exons: 3
Coding region: 193-1149 (318 amino acids)
Source: RefSeq, a predicted model, not a curated record